AUGGCUCCUCAACUUCACCAGCGUCCUCCUUUCCGCGCCGAGCACCUUGGCUCGCUCUUGCGCCCUAACGAGCUCUUGGACACCAAGCUCGCUUUUGAAGCCGGCAAGAUCCCCGAGUCCCAAUUGACUGCCGUCGAGGAUAAGGAAGUCAAGGACAUCGUCGCAACCCAGAAGAAGCUCGGAUAUGCCGCUAUUUCCGACGGCGAGUACCGUCGCCACAUGUUCUGGGGAACCUUCUUCCCCGGCCUUGACGGCUUCGAGGAGGUGAACAACGUCGAUGUUGACGACUUCCGUCCCUAUGCCCCCGAUAUUGCGGCUUUCCUCGAGGCCGGCCACAAGCCCGGUGAGAGUGUCAUCUGUACUGGCAAGAUCAAGCACGUUGGUAGCACCUAUAUCGACCAAUUCAAGUACCUCGCCAGCCAGGUGCCCGCUGAGGAGGUUGGCAACCUGAAGAUCACCCUCGCCGCCCCCAACUGGUACCACCUCCGCUACCGCGAGGGCAAGGCCUACCCCAAGUCCGUGUACACCAACGAUGAGGACUACUUUGGUGAUAUCGCCAAGGCCUACCAGGCCGAGCUGAAGAUCCUGUAUGACGCCGGCUGCCGCAACGUGCAGUUCGACGAUCCCAACCUGGCUUACUUCUGCUCCGAGAAGUUCCUGAACGGCUUCAAAGAAGACCCUCUGAACGUGUAUACCGCCGACGACAUGUUCGAGAAGUAUAUCAAGCAGUACAACGACUGCUUCGUCAACCUCCCUGCGGACAUGCACGUCGGUGUCCACCUGUGCCGCGGCAACUUCGUCGGUAGCCGUCACUUCUCCGAGGGCGGCUACGACCGCAUCGCCAUCAAGCUCUUCCAGGAGCUGAACGUCCACACCUACUACCUCGAGUACGACACCCCCCGCGCCGGCGGCUUCGAGCCCCUCAAGUUCCUGCCCACCCACAAGAACGUCAUCCUGGGUGUUGUCACUUCCAAGUUCGCCACUUUGGAGGACAAGGAGGAGAUGAAGAACCGCGUUAUUGAUGCUGCCAAGUUCAUCGCUGAGGGUAACAACAUCUCUCUCGACGCUGCCCUUAACCAGGUUGGUGUUAGUCCUCAGUGUGGAUUUGCUUCGCACCGUGAGGGUAAUGCUAUUGACUGGGAUGGUAUGAUUAACAAGCUUAAGUUGGUUCGGGAUAUCGCCAAUGAUAUCUGGCCUAACCAGGCUUAA
Penicillium arizonense is the source of this 1209-nucleotide messenger RNA. Its product is annotated as cobalamin-independent methionine synthase II family protein. Lineage: Eukaryota; Fungi; Ascomycota; Eurotiomycetes; Eurotiales; Aspergillaceae. The transcript has 3 exons. Gene Ontology annotation, molecular function: 5-methyltetrahydropteroyltriglutamate-homocysteine S-methyltransferase activity; zinc ion binding. The record is from RefSeq and is a predicted model, not a curated record. Bases 1 to 1209 code for a protein of 402 amino acids.